AGGUUUUAUGUUUCAGUUGUGAAGAGUUUGUCAGCUUCACAACAGACACAGUUAGUUAAUAAUUAACCGUACUAGAUUAGAUAGCUAGUAGGAGAGGUAGCCUUUGUGUGAGUGACUAAUAAAGUAACGUUAGCUAGCUAACAAUAGCAACGUCAUAUUUGUGAAAACGUUGGUGGUGUUUAGCUAGCUAACAGUAGCAAUCUAACGUUAACUAAUUCAAACGACAUUUCUCGUAUGAAUUCAUCCAUUCAAUGAAUCAUUUUCUCAGUUCGUACAAAAGUCAUCUAAUCUGAUUUGUCCUGCUAGUAGUGAACAGUGGACCUACCCCUUGAUCAUGACUCACUUCCAUUACAUAACAGCAGAGGUUCCCAAACUUUUUUGUUCCACUACCCCAUUUUUAUAUCUGAAAAUUAUCGUGACAACAACAAUGUAAUUAGCAGCCAAUGUUUUUAUUUUUUUGGGGGGGGCUAUGGCAGUCAAUUGAAAAACCAUUCUAACAGUAUUUCUGAUUGUCUUCUCAACUCACCAUCACACAAUAAUGGCUGGAACGGCACAAAUGGAAUGGCAUCAAACACAUGGGAAACAGAAGGACAACCAUCUCUGCAGCACUCCACCAAUCAGGCCUUUAUGGUAGAGUGGCCAGACGGAAGCCACUCCUCAGUAAAAGGCACAUGACAGCCCGCUUGGAGUUUGUCAAAAGGCACCUAAAGGACUCAGACCAUUAGAAACAAGAUUCUCUGGUCUGAUGAAACCAAGAUUGAACUCUUUGGCCUGAAUGCCAAGCAUCACGUCUGGAGAAAGCCUGGCACCAUCCUUACGGUGAAACAUGGUGGUGGCAGCAUCAUGCUGUGGGGAUGUUUUUCAGUGGCUGGGACUAGGAGACUUGUCAGGAUCGAGGGAAAGAUGAAUGGAGCAAAGUACACAGAGAUCAUUAAUAAAAACCUGCUCCAGAGCGCUCAGGACCUCAGACUGGGGCGAAGGUUCACCUUCCAACAGGACAAUGACACUAAGCACAAAGCCAAGACAAUGCAGGAGUGGCUUUGGGACAAGUCUCAAUGUCCUUGAGUGGCUCAGCCAGAACCCAAUCGAACAUCUCUGGAGAGACCUGAAAAUAGCUGUGCAGCGAUGCUCCCCAUCCAACCUGACAGAGCUUGAGAGGAUCUGCAGAAAAUAAUGAUAGAAACUCCCUAAAUACAGUGUGGACCAUGCCUAUACAAUCCUUCUCCUUUCCUUUGCCUGAGACAAGGUUCUUCCAGGCUGGACAACAUGUCUACAAGUUCAAGAUCAGGGGAGGCAAUAACUGCAGUGAAGUGAAGGUGAUGGGAGAAGAGUUUGUCAAUCGGGAGUUGGAGAAUGCCAUCAGAGCGGUGCUAGCCAACCUGGACCUUCUCCAGCCGUUCACUACCACACACUUCACCGUCUACCCUUACAAGAGUAAGUGGAAGAGAGUGUCCAAGUUUAAAUUUGAGAAGAUGUCAGGAGAGAAGCUGUCUGCUUACCCCUUCCUAGUGACUGUGUACCUAGAGAACAACACACACACUGAAAUGUGUGUGGAAGAGUGCUGGACACCAGUGAGAGCAGGAGGCGUCCCUCUCCUUCCUGCCAGUAGUCAUGAGUGCCUGGCCAAGCGCAGGAAGACAGAACCACCACACUGGGGCACCCUAACACCACAACAAAGAGACUGUCUCAUCAUGCAGGGACCACAGUCACACAUACAUCAUGAACUUCUCAGACCAGGGGAAACAGAGGCAAAGAAUGGUGAUGGCAAGGUGUCUCUCUCUAGCUCUGUCUCUCUCUCUGUCUCAUUCUCUGUCUCUCUCUGUCUCCCUCCCUCUCUCUCUGUCUCACUGUCUCAUUCUCUGUCUCUUUGUCUCCCUCCCUCUCCCUCCCUCUCGCUCCCUCUCUUUCCCUCUGUCUCUGUCUCUCUGUCUCCCUCCCUCUGUCUCCCUCUCUCUCCCUCUCUCUCUCUCUCUCUCACACACACAAUGUGUCUUGUGUCUGUUUACUACUCCCUGGGGGCUACAUUUGUCCAGUCAGCUGGGAUAAUAACUCUGAUAAUAACUAGCCCAUUAAGAUAAGAAUAGAAACAUUAAAUAGACAGACUGAAUGCAUCUCAAAUUGCACCCUAAUCACUACAUAGUGCAUGCUCCCUGGACAGAAAGGAAGGGAAUGGGGUGCUGUUUGGGAUACAUCCACUGUAUAUCAUGGAGAAUGGAAUCACAUCUCAGCUGAGAGAGAAAGACUGUGUGUUUGGAUGUUGGAUUAGCAGCAGGAUCUUGGUGUCCUGCAAUUCCAGCCCCCCCCCUCUCCUAUUUUCUCUCCAUCCGACUCCUCCUGUUUCUCCUUUCUGUCUUUCUCUCCCAUUCUUACCCGUCUUUUAAUAUACAGCGUCGUUCAUUGGCUUGAAUGUUCUCUCUCCCUCUGUCUCUCUCCCUCUCUUUCUCACUCCCCCUCUCUCUGUCUCUCUCUCUAUCUCUCCCCAUUCUCUCACUCCCUCUGUCUCUCUAUCUCUCUCUCUCCCCCAUUCUCUUUGUCUCUCUCUCUCGCUCCCCCUCUGUCUCUCUAUCCCUCUCUCUAUCCCCUCUCUAUCUCUCUCUCUCUCACUCCCUCUGUCUCUCUCUCUAUUCCUCCCCCUCUCUCUCUGUCUGUCUCUCUCCAUCCCCUCUUUCUCAGGCAGACUGUGUGGUAUCAGAUAGCCAGACCCCACAGAGUACAGGUGAGAGUGAUAGUCCUGACAAGAACUGAUGAGCUGUUGGUUCUUAAUCAAGAGGUUACCUUGUUACCUCCAUCCCCUUCUGAGAUGACAACGUGUGUGUGUGUGUGUGUGUGUGUGUGUGUGUGUGUGUGUGUGUGUGUGUGUGUGUGUGUGUGUGUGUGUGUGUGUGUGUGUGUGUGUGUGUGUGUGUGUGUGUGUGUGUGUGUGUGUGUGUGUGUGUACAGGUACAGGUACAGGUACUCACCAGUGUGUGUGUGUGUGUGUGUGUGUGUGUGUGUGUGUGUGUGUGUGUGUG
Molecule: messenger RNA, 3011 nt
Organism: Salvelinus fontinalis (brook trout)
Lineage: Eukaryota; Metazoa; Chordata; Actinopteri; Salmoniformes; Salmonidae
Product: membrane-anchored junction protein
Exons: 8
Coding region: 1206-2078 (290 amino acids)
Biological process (GO): meiotic attachment of telomere to nuclear envelope; homologous chromosome pairing at meiosis
Cellular component (GO): nuclear inner membrane
Molecular function (GO): DNA binding
Source: RefSeq, a predicted model, not a curated record